Messenger RNA from Notothenia coriiceps (black rockcod), 405 nucleotides. RefSeq names its product nuclear pore complex protein Nup133-like. Gene Ontology annotation, molecular function: protein binding; structural constituent of nuclear pore. Gene Ontology annotation, biological process: transcription-dependent tethering of RNA polymerase II gene DNA at nuclear periphery; protein import into nucleus; poly(A)+ mRNA export from nucleus. Gene Ontology annotation, cellular component: nuclear pore outer ring. The annotation marks the transcript as partial. The transcript is spliced from 2 exons. NCBI's taxonomy places the organism in Eukaryota, Metazoa, Chordata, Actinopteri, Perciformes, Nototheniidae. The record is from RefSeq and is a predicted model, not a curated record.
CUGUCGGUGUGUAAGGAGCUGCAGCUUCCCGACAGCGAGUACAACUACACGGCCGACCUGGUGGCCGUUUCCUCCGCCGCUCCUCUGGAGGCGGCCGGCGUUCAGUCCAUCUCCGUGCUGGUCCUGUCUGUGGAGGGAACGGCCCGCCUGUGGCCCAGUCUGUCUCAGGAGGGGAACUUCACCGAGACAGACGUGGACCUGGGGGACCUCUGCAACUUUGUGCUCGCUGUCAAAGGCGGGAGCUUCAUCUUGACCUCAGAGAAGAACCAUCUCAUGAGAGCGAGUGUAGACUCUUCUGGAAAGCUUCAGUACCGCGCGCUGCAGCGAGGGCAGGGCGUUCUCUCUGGGAUCGGACGCAGAGUCUCCAGUCUGUUCGGCAUGCUCUCCCCGCCGGCCAACGACACG